This is a messenger RNA of Pelobates cultripes (western spadefoot toad), 12011 nucleotides long. Lineage: Eukaryota; Metazoa; Chordata; Amphibia; Anura; Pelobatidae. The record is from the annotation of a GenBank genome assembly.
CAAAGUGCUAACUCUACCCUGUAAAUUCCAGGACAACAGUGCUUUAUAGAAAUGCCAAAGGUUUCUGGAAGCUGUAGUACAGAAUAAUUUUUUUUGUUUGUUUUAUUUGCUAUUCCAGGUUAUUAGGUAAGACUGUAAUGUAUAUUUCUGCUUUUAUUAGGUGAGAAUGGAAAGCGAAAUGGCAGAUGCCAUUAUGGAGGAUUCAGAGACCUUCAUGAAGAGGAAAGAAACCAAAACCUAUCAGAGACGUCGUGAGGGUGGGGCUGAUGAUGAUGGCUGUGUUAUAGUCCAAGCACAAGCAGAUGUAAGUGAAGUACCCCAUGAUGUUAACAGCAAUGUUCAGAUGGUGAUGAUGGAACAGCUUGACCCCACCCUCUUGCAAAUGAAAACAGAGGUAAUGGAAGGCGUGAUUCCUCAAGAAGGAGAUGGUACCGUGGAUGACACACAGAUUAUAACAUUGCAGGUUGUAAAUAUGGAGGAACAGCCUAUUAACUUGGGCGAGCUUCAGCUUGUCCAGGUGCCAGUAGCUGUUCCUGUAGGCACUGCAGGUGAACUUCAUACAGCUUAUGAGAAUGAAGUCUCUAAAGAAGGUCUUCAGGAAGGAGAGCCAAUGAUUUGUCACACAUUGCCUCUUCCAGAGGGUUUCCAAGUUGUUAAAGUUGGUGCAAAUGGAGAAGUGGAAACACUUGAACAAACAGAGCUACAUCCUCAAGAUGACCCUGGCUGGCAGAAGGAUCCUGAUUACGUGCCCCCUGUUAAAAAGACAAAGAAAACCAAGAAGAGUAAACUCCGCUAUACAGAAGAAGGGAAAGAUGUUGAUGUGUCAGUUUAUGAUUUUGAAGAAGAGCAACAGGAAGGUCUACUUUCUGAUGUGAAUGCAGAAAAAGUAGUUGGAAAUAUGAAGCCUCCAAAACCAACAAAAAUUAAGAAGAAAGGUACGUUCGUAAAGUGUAUCUGCUUUCUAAACUGUCAGGGCUUUUCAUAAACCGUUAAAUAUAUGUCUUAGUUAGAGGCAGUAACUAUGUAAGUAGAUGUUCAACUUCAGUAAGGUGUACUCAUUGUACAGUAAGAGAUGUCAAUACCAUUUCUUUGUCACUUUAAACUAGAUUUAUUUAGAGUGGUUAUUUGUUCCUAGUUUUGAACCCAAAAGUGUAUCCCCUCUUCAAUUUAGUGGACCUUGCCUAGUAGUAACAGACCUAUAUUUAUAAGGUCUCCAACUGCCCACACUAUUUACUGUAAUGCUACUGCCUUUUACAGCACAAUGUGUUAACUUUAUCUUGUCUCCUCCUCUAUUGAACAUUAAUCACACACAGGAGUCAGCUGCAGGGAAUUAACAGCACUAUAUAAGAACUGAUGCAUUGUACACACUGCAAUAAGGGAAGUACAUAGUGAAGCCGUGUGUGUCACAGCCAGGGGAUGACGGGACGAGUGGCUAAGGCUGCAAAAGCAAAGUGAUUUAACUCCUAAAUGGCAGUGAAAUUUCAAGAGAACGAUCUGUAAACCAACACCAUUUGUUUGAGCCUAGAGCAGGAUUGCCCCUAAAAGGUAGAUCUCCAGAUGUUGUAGAACUACAACUCCUUUGCUUUGCAUGGCUUUACAAUAACAAAGUCUCAUGAAAGCUGUAGUUUUAAAACAUCUGGGGAUCUGCCUUUUGGGCACCACUGAAUAUCCCUUUAAAUCUCUACUUGAUAAAAGUUAUGAGACUGAGGUCAUGUAGUUGUAUGUGUAGAUACUACUUGUUUAUUUUUGCCUAUUAAUUAUUUAUAUGGUGGGGUGUGUGUGUUUGUUUGUGUUUAAAAAUGGCACAAACCAAUUGUAGUUUCUAAAAUGUGUGCAAAUUGUUCACUCCUGUUUUGCUUGUUUGUUUGCAUAGGUGUAAAGAAAACAUUCCAGUGUGAGCUGUGUAGUUACACCUGCCCCAGACGUUCUAACUUGGACCGCCAUAUGAAAAGCCACACUGACGAACGACCACAUAAAUGUCAUCUCUGUGGAAGGGCUUUUCGAACAGUUACUUUGCUUAGGAACCAUCUAAAUACCCACACAGGUCAGUUUUAUACAUGUGUUUUAUUCUUCUCCACCUCCACCAUCCGGUUCAUUUGUAAAACAUAAACCGCUUUUCAUCAGCCAACUUGUAAAUACACAACCUGGCCAGUAGUAUGUGGACACCUGAUAACUAUAUGAGCUUGCUGGAGUUUCCAUUCCAGUAUGGAGUUGCCAUCCCCUAUGCAGUUUUGACAGCAACCACUCUUCUGGGAAGACUUUACACAAGAUUUAAGAUUGGGUGUCUUCAUGACCUUCUGUCUGUGCACAGAGGUAUAACUGUAGGAAAGGGCCUUCCCCAAUUGUUUUCUCAAAGUUUUUAAAGUACCCAAUUGUUUUGUAAUAUUCUAGCAUAAAAAUAACUAUUCACUGAAACUAAAGGCUUGACCCAAAAGCAGAAUUAUCUCUCCUGCAGAAAACGUUACAGUAGGCACUAUAUAUCACAGUAGGCAGCACAUUCUCCUGGUCAUAGUGCAUGGAAUCUGUAUGUGCAGUGUUUGUCUAUGAAAGACACAUACAUGCUUUAAGUCUUCUGCUGGCAGUCAUGUGAAGUCUGUGUAUAUUUGAUGUAUAAAGUCAGCAUUCACACACAGUCUAUUGCAUUUAAGAUUUUUAGAGGUACAAUGACACCAAGUGUCCACCGAUUCAUAAUAAGAGACAGGGUCUCUCCGAGCUGAUUGUGACCAAUUGCACAGCACAGUUCACAAUCGGCUGGGAAGUCAUGCUUAAUUCACUAUUACAGAAAAAUGUGAUGGCGACAACAUUCCACUAUGUUUUCGCUUGGAAACCUAUGUGCUGGAAGUAGAGUUAAUGCUGGAUUUGGGUUAGGGAUAGCCCAUGGCAGGGGUAGGCAAUCUUCAACACUCCAAAUGUGGAAUACAUCUCCCCUGAUGCUUUACCACCAGUAUUAUGGCUGUAAUCGCAUUACAGGAGAUGUAGCUCACAACUUCUGGUGUCCCUAGGGGUAAGGGUAUCCUAAAUUAAAGAGGAAUCCUAAAUUAAGGUGGAAAACACUAAACAAAUUCUAGGUUUUGUUUUUACUCAGAUCUUGGACUGUUGCAGGUUAAACAUGUUGCUUCACUUUAUACAGGAACUAGGCCACACAAAUGUCCUGAUUGUGACAUGGCCUUUGUAACCAGUGGGGAGUUGGUGAGACAUCGUCGUUAUAAACAUACACAUGAGAAACCUUUUAAGUGCUCGAUGUGUGAUUAUGCUAGUGUUGAGGUAAGAAACGUUUGCCACUGAAAAUUGUUUGUAUAUGUUGUUUUAUUAUCAAACUGCAAAUUUAUGUAAAUUGUGCAACUACAUUUUUAAAGGCUCCAAGCACCAUAACCACUACAUACUGUUGAAGUAGCUAUGCUGCCAGGAAUGUCCUUGCUCUUCCCUAGAGUAAUUUGUUAGAAUGGUUUGGCAAUUUACCUGGAUCCUGCCUGGUGCCUUUUGCAGAAGAAUCCAGUUGAGGUAAACAGGGCUGUUAAUGAAGGUUGAGAUCAUUAGCUGAGUUCUGUCCUGUGUCAGACCUAUUUCAGCUGAAUGAAAAAGACACAUACAUUCUGCAGAAGAAGCCAGGUCGGGUUAUAGGUGCCUGGGGAACUCAAGUAAGUAGAAUAGUUUUACAAGUUGUUACUUUGUGAUUGGGACAUGACACUGACAUCAUAACCAUUACAGCUUGCUCCAGUUGUUCUGGCCCAUGAUAAGUGUUUUUUGUGUGUGAUAAUUCUAGGUACUAUUUCAUUAUUUUUCUUUUUUAACCUACAAGGGGAAAAAAGGGCCAUUUUUUUUUGUGGUGUAAUUCAUAAAAGUCUUCAUGUUGAAUCCUGACUUGAUUAGUUUUCACCAGGCAGAGGGAAGGCUUAAUCUAAUCCUUGACUGUCAGUGAUCUGAUUCUGAUGACAUGCAGUGCAUUUUCAGUUUAGAGUGCUGUGUAUUUCUCUUUUUCAAAUUUCCAGUGACACCAUAACGAACUGAUCUGAAAGGAGUCCUUCAUAAAUUUUAACUAGUUAUGAGAAUUUGCCUUAUUUUCUGUAGAGACCUGGGUGUUGUAUGGCAGUAGUUAUUAGGGGUUUCAAUUGGACACUUUUUUUUUUUUUUUUUUUGCUUGCCAAAUGUGGACAUUUAAAUAUUUCUAAAUCGGCUCAAAAAGUUUAGAUACUAAUGUAGCCAUUUGUGCUAAACUGGAUGUGUUCCUAUUUUUGGAAUAGUCUGGAUAAAUUAAGUGUGUGGUAAAUUUAGAGAAUAGUAAAUAAUAGCUUACUAUUCUGCAAUUUAUCCUUUAUUUCCUGGAUACCUACCAAAUGUUCAUAUUUUAUGUGGUAUGGUUGUCUUCUUUAAAUUUAAUUAUUGCUUUAAUUAAAGACUUGACUCUGUCUAAUAUGACUUCCUUUUCAUUUUAGGUCAGCAAAUUGAAGCGCCACAUUCGUUCCCACACUGGGGAGCGACCUUUCCAAUGCAGCUUGUGCAGCUAUGCUAGCAGGGAUACUUACAAACUUAAGAGACACAUGCGAACCCACUCUGGUAAGUAAUAUAAAUUCAUUUUUUCUAGAUGCAACACCCAAAAUUUAUUUUCAGUGUGUUUGUGGUCUCUCCUCCGCAUUGUUAAAUUUGUCCAGUGUGUGUGUGUGUGUGUGUAGGAAUAGCUGCAGCCAUGCACAUACCUUGUGGGCAACUUGCCAAAACUUUGAACCCUUGAUACAAACAGCAAGAGUAUGGAUGCUUCCAGCUAAAUGAGCAAUUACACUCUCUUAAUGAGUACUGCUGCAGUAUAAACUACUUAUUCACAUUCCUGAGCAAGUAUUUAAUAUGAGAUUUGGCUCUAAAGAGCAGAACUGGAAACUGGUAUUUCCUGGUCAAGGAGGAUUCUGCUGACAACACUUGCUGUUGCAAGCACAACAAUGUUAUGGUGUUUUUUUUGUGUGCAUGUGUAUGCUUCUACCUGUUCUGUUUUUAAAUGGCUUUCAAAUGUUUGGCAUGCACCAUUUUAUAGAGAUCAUGGCUAAUAAAUAAAUAGUUAGUGGGGAAUUUUUUUUUUUUUUUUUUAUUUAUUUUUUUUUGUUCCCCCUCUAACCACCUAAUAUCAGUGACACCUGCUCUGUCAGAAUUUAUUUCCUAAUGCUUUCUCAAGCAGAAAAGGUAUUAAUGCGAACAGUUUUGUUUUUUCAGGUGAAAAGCCAUAUGAAUGCUACAUCUGUCAUGCUCGCUUUACCCAGAGUGGUACCAUGAAAAUGCACAUUUUACAGAAGCACACUGAAAAUGUGGCAAAAUUUCAUUGUCCUCACUGUGACACAGUUAUUGCAAGAAAGAGUGACUUGGGUGAGUAUUUGUGGCAUCACUUUUCUUUGUAAAAUUUAAAUGUCUCUACUGUUAACAAAUCCAUGCUAACGAAAUUUAAAAAACACAUUUUAAUACACUUUCUGUGAUAUUUUGACACAAUUUAUAAAUCGCUUUAAUAAUAUAAUGUGUAUAUACAAAUUAUAUAAUGGCUUUUUAUAAUAUAUUGUGGGUCAUGGUUUUAACUAUAACUUCCUUUUUUAAAUCAGGGGUCCAUUUGCGAAAACAGCACUCCUAUAUUGAACAGGGAAAGAAAUGUCGCUACUGUGAUACUGUGUUCCAUGAGCGUUAUGCUCUGAUCCAACAUCAGAAGUCUCAUAAAAAUGAAAAGAGAUUUAAAUGUGAUCAAUGCGAAUAUGCUUGUAGACAGGUAAGAGGAUUAUUGAAUGGUUAAUUUUGUGCUGAUUUGUAUAUAACUAGUACUUGUACAAUUGACUUAAUGGAGUCAUGUUUCUAAACAUGUUAAUACAUAUUUCUUGCGUCCCUUUACAAGCUAAAGAUUGUCUCUUGAUUAAAUUUUUUUGCUUUUCAGUAUUGUUACUAAAUUAGAACUUUCAUUUCCAUAUUUUACACUAGUCUUGUUUUUCCUUUUUCUUCAGGAGCGCCAUAUGAUAAUGCACAAACGGACCCAUACUGGUGAGAAACCCUAUGCCUGCAGCCAUUGUGAUAAAACCUUCCGCCAGAAACAGCUUUUGGACAUGCAUUUCAAAAGAUACCAUGAUCCCAGCUUUGUCCCUGCAGCUUUUGUUUGUUCUAAGUGUGGGAAAACAUUUACUCGCAGGGUAAGGAUGUCUCAGUGUAGUCCCAAUAUUGGCACAUGAAUGUGUCUGAAAUGAAAGUACUGUUCUCUAUGAAAUAAUUUGCUUACCCAUGGCUAGUUAGUUUCACACUUUUUUAUCUGUAAUAUUUGAAUUUAAACUAGAAAUGUUAUUUGCAGUUAGUUGACUUUGCUUUUGAACAAUUUUACUUUAAAAAAUAAAAUAAAAUUAUUGCUCUAAACUUUAAAAAAAGGGGGAGGGGGGGUUUGAAAUGUUUUAAAACCCAUUCUUCCAAGCUCUAGCACCCUGAACCACUUUCGAGAGCAAGUGGCGAGACACAGGGAUCUGUACAUUUGAAAGGUUCUCGUGAACAGCCGCACUGUGUAUUUUAACUGGAGUAUGUACCUGACCGUAAAAAGGCACACUAUGCACCAUAAUCAUUUUAAUGUGAUUUCAGUUAGCGUGCUCAGCUGUCCCUUCACUUUUUUUCCCAAAACAAAGUUGUUUGUCCAGUACAAAACUUUUUUUUUUUUUUUUUAAAUAAUGCUUGUUAUUGCAUACCCAACAGAAUACAAUGUCUCGACAUGCUGAUAAUUGCACUGGACCUGAUGGUACAGAUGGUGAAAAUGGAGGGGAUGGUGAAAUUAUUCACAAGAAAGUGAAGCGUGGACGUAAAAGAAAAAUGCGUUCUAAGAAAGAAGGCUCCACAGAUAGUGGUAAGAGUUUGAGUGACUGCAGAUUUAUUAGAAAUAAAGUUCUUUGAAAUUAUUUUACAAAUAAGACUUCUCAGGGGAUAUAACAUUAAUAAAUAUAUACAGGGUCAGCCCAACUGGUAAUUUGUUCAUCAAUAAGGCUAUGCAAAGUACAGUACAGGAGGCAAGAAAAUGUUGCCAUCAGUAGAAGAAACAUAAAAUUGUGGGUCUAACGAAAGUCAUUUUCAUCAGAUUCUAUAUAGACUUAUAAACAUAUAAUUGCAUUAUUGGAAAACCAGAAUAUUUAAAGUUAUAAUAGAAUGAGGGGUAACCGCUUAAUGAUCAAAGGCUAAGUCUGUGUUAUUCUGGUGUCCAUAAGGAUUUGUCCCAUUUUGUAGCAAAAUUGAAAAUGUCUGCGUAUUUUACUAUGUUUAAACAUAGAAUAUAAUCUCUAGUAAAAUACUUGUUAUGCUAAUUUAAAGGUUUGCUGUAUAUUUGUAUUUCAGACAGACCUAUGCAGUCAGUAAAUUUAGUUAUCAUCUUGGACUGCCUGGCUCCUGAAAUUAUGCAUAACUAUAAAAUUUGUAUUGGCUAAUAUCUCCACAUUUACUUUUGGUUGAAAGUAUGUUAAUGUGCAAGAUGCUUGCUGGCAUGCAAACUCUGACUGCAUCAUCUACUCUUGGUGCUUACUAGACUUGUGCACAAAUCUUGUUCAGCUAUGGUGAACCAAUCAAAUGCCUGUUAAAGGGACACUAUAGUCACCUGAACAACUUUAGCUUAAUGAAGCAGUUUUGGUGUAUAGAACAUGCCCCUGCAGCCUCACUGCUCAAUCCUCUGCAAUUUAGGAGUUAAAUCCCUUUGUUUAUGAACACUAGUCACACCUCCCUGCAUGUGACUUGCACAGCCUUCCAUAAACACUCCCUGUAAGGAGAGCCCUAUUUAUGCUUUCUUUAUUGCAAGUUCUGUUUAAUUAAGAUGUUCUUAUCCCCUGCUAUGUUAAUAGCUUGCUAGACCCUGCAAGAGCCUCCUGAAUGUGAUUAAAGUUCAAUUUAGAGAUUGAGAUACAAUUAUUUGAGGUAAAUUACAUCUGUUUGAAAGUGAAACCAGUUUUUUUUUUUUUCAUGCAGGCUCUGUCAUAGCCAGGGGAGGUGUGGCUAGGGCUGCAUAAACAGAAACAAAGUGAUUUAACUCCCCAUAUGACAGUGAAUUGAGCAGUGAAAUUGCAAGGGAAUGAUCUUUACACUAAAACUGCUUUAUUUAGGUGACUAUAGUGUUCCUUUAAUCAUUGGACUAACUGGUCCACUCACAUGGAAAAUCAUAUGUGUUUCAAAGCUGCGUAUCCAGCAAACACAGACUCUAAGGAAUCCAUGUUUAAAAUGGAAAGAGGCAAACAUUUGAUUCUUUGUAAACUAAUUUACAUAUACCCACCCAGAAUCCUAGCAACAUCACUGCAAAUUUGUGAUUUCUGUGGGAAAAGCAAGUCUUAUGGCUUGACUGGUGUGCAGAUUUUUGUUUAACAUUGUAUUGACUAUCCACAGACUUAAGGUGGAUUCAGCAUAUCAACUUCUUUACAAUGCUUCAAAUACGUAUAACCAAUGUCCACAAAUCCUGUUCAGGUGCAUUGAACACCUGUUUUUCGCUAGAUCAACUAAUCUGUGUUUUUGAUUUGCAAUAUGAGUUGACCAGUUAGUCCAAUGAUUAACAGGCAUUUGAUUGGUUCACUAUAGCUGAAAUGGAAAGAAGCAAAAAUGUGAUUCCUUGUUGAACUCAUUUGCAGUAGUAACAUCAGUGCAAAUUUGUGGAAGGGGUUUUCAAUCACAAUUUUCCCUCACCAUAACUUUUGGGUUUGUGUGUGUGUGUGUAUGUAUAUAUGUGUUUGUAUAUACAUUCACACAAUAUAAAUUAUAUAAGAUAUAUUUUUUUUUUUGUUGUUGUUAUGACUUUGAUUUAACUUUAUGCUGACAACCCCAAAUACAGUAGUAUAUUGAUGGAAUUUAAUUUUCAUGAUAAUGUAUUUUAAUCCCCCUUCCCAUAAUUUUCAGAGGACAAUGCUGAACCGGAACUUGAUGAUGAUGAGGAUGACGAUGAAGAUGAAGAUGAGGAUGAGACACCAGUAGAGAUAGAAGCAGAAAAUGAACCAGAACCACCUCUGUCUCCUGUCCCUCCUCCUGCAAAAAGACGCCGUGGAAGGCCGUCUGGCAAAGCUAAUCAAGCUAAACAAAGUACGUUUCUAUUUUUUCACACAACACUGUGGUUCCAACAUUAAAAGGGAAAGUCACCUCUGCACUCCUUGUGCUUAUGCCUUGAGUCUAUAGAGAAGUGUCAUGUAAGUACAUGGAACACUUGUGCAUUCCUGCUAUAUAGUGCUGUAGGCAUGAUCAGCCUGUACCAGGACACCCAGACAUUUUAUAAAACACAUAAAAUAACAUUGUCUAUAAUUUAUAUUUCAUUUUAUAAGCAGCCAUAUUUACAGUUGGUUUAAAUUUCCCUUUUUAUUUCCUCCCCCAGCUGCAGCUCUAAUUCAGGUAGAGGAUCAGAGCACAGGACAAAUUGAGAGCAUCAUUGUCCAAGUGAAGAAGGAGUCAGACCUUGAGUCAGAGGUUGUGGUGGGAGCUUCUGUCCCACACCCUACUGUGGAAGCUCCUAAUGGUGACCUCACACCAGAGAUGAUUUUGAGCAUGAUGGACCGGUGAUGCAGGACAGACCCGCAGCUUGCUGAUUGAACUGGCCUGGGCUGUGUUUAAAUGGCUCAUUUCUAUUUUAUCGGAUUUGUUUUUCUUUUUGUUGCUUUGCAAAGUUUAUUCAAAAUUUCUUUUUUUUUUUUUUUUUUAAAGACCUGUUUUACCAUUUCCACACCAGACUAAAACCAUUGAAGAAAGUGGCAAGAUAAUACUUGCUGAAUUUGAUCAACAGAUUUCACAUUGGCCAAUCAAACAUCAAUGGAAACUUUCAUGUUCUCUGUUUUAGUGGUGUAUUACAAGAUAAGUGAGACUUAUUGUACGAUGACGAUUCAGCGAUGUAAUCUAAAUUAAGGUUUCAUUUUUUUUUUUUUUUUACUCACUACAGAGACUGCACAUUAAUCUUGUUACUCAGUUUUUGUUCCUAUAGAUUAUGAUAGGCAGUUUAAAAAAAAAAUAAUAAUCACAAGAUGCAAAAGUGAAUGAGCUACCAUUAAAACAAAUGUACCAUUUGCCUAUUGUACUUGCUGUAUGUUUGUAUACUACUUAAGAUGUACCCUUUUUUUAUUGUUGCAAAUUAUGAUAGGGUGUGAGAUUUAAACUAUUUUGACUUUGUUCCCAGGUAGACAAAAUCUGAUUGCAAAAGAACUUUGAUGUCCACUAUUUAGCAUGCUUUAAGGCGCCCUCCUUUUAUUUUCCUUUUUUGUGAGAAACCUGAAACUCUGUAAAUAACUUUUUUACAUUUUAAUCUUUUUCUACAUUUGAAUAACUAUAGAUGGAUGAGGUAAGAAGUAAUUUUAUUGGCUGGUAUAAUGGGAAGAAAAAUAUUUACUUAAAUACAUUGGGCACAAAAUGUAGAAUUUUUUUUUAUUUUUUUUUUAAUCUUCUUUUGCCCCUUUUUGUUUGUCUUAAUGGAUGUUCAUUUGUUUUUAACUUCCCAUGCGUAUUAGUGUGUAGUUGAAGUGUCAAGUGAGAGAGAAAUUGCAAUUAAUAACAGGCAAUUGGAUAGGUAUUGCUCCAACUGACCUAUUCCUUUUAACAUUGCUCCGAUACUAUAAAGUUUCCUUUUAAUCUAAAAAUAAAACAAACAUAGGAUUGAUGCACAAAAUGUGAACACCUGUAUAUUACAUCAUGGUUUUUUUGUUUUCCCUUCCUUUCUAACUUAUAAAUAUUUUUUUCCACUGUGUACUGCUUUUUAAGAGCAAUCAUUGACAGUCUAAGGAUAGAGCAAAUCAUUUUUGUAAUUUUUCUUUUUUAACUCGCUGUCCUGUGAGAUUUGUUGUUUUAGGAAGCCAAAAUGGGGGGAAAAAAAUGUAAAAAAUUUGUGAUGGGAAAACGAUGAAGAGGAUUUUGCGAAUGUAACACUGUACAGCUAAUAAAUGAAUUAAUGUAUGCUUUUCAUGGUUUUUGAUUAUGGUGUUCCAGACACCACCUAGGAUUAAAUGUAAUUUUUUUUUUUUUGGUCUGUAUAAAGAUUCGGAAUAUAAUUAUUUUAAAACUUUGUAUUAUGUAUAAGUAUGGAAUGAGUAAGAGGGGAAUCAUGUUUUAAGCAAAGGUUUUUGUUUGUUUUUGUUUUUUAAACUCCUAAAUGCGUAGUUUACCCUAGAAUCAGUUUUUCUGAAUUUUUUUUUGUUUUUGUUUUUUUUGUUUUUUUUUUCCUGUGUAUUUAGGCACUCAAAUUACAGAUCUUGGUUAAUUUAAAACUGAACAGACUGAUAAUCUGUGCUCUUAAGGUUGUACAGAAGAAUAAAACAGAGCCUGUGGAAGACACUUUGUAAUGUACAGCAUCAUUUCUUAAGUCUGGUUUUAAGUCUCUGUAAAUGACGAAGUUAACUGUUUAUUUUAUUUUUUAUUUAUAGACUUACAAAAUUGUCUUCCUUGAUUUUCAAUAAUCUAAUUUUAAAAAAAUUAGUGUCCCAAAUGCCCCAGACGCAAAUAAAAUAUUAGACAAUUUGAGCAGUUCAAGCUGUAGCAAUCUGUGCUUAAAGUAUGCAGUAUCAAAUUCUCUGUUCACAGCAAGGAAAAGGGUGAUCAGCAAUCUGAGUGGUUUGAGGAAGUAACAACAAAAGGUGACAUUCAUGUGUCUGUGGCAAAUAAUAGAGCUGACGAUUGAAGUCUGGCAGGUUUUAUUUUUUUAUUUUAUUUUAUAAAAGGCAAACCUUUCUCAGGGCUGUGAUCUCCAAAUGCCAUAAGGACUUUAUAAAGAUCCCAAGUAGCAGAGAUCUGUAACUUUAAUUGGUGAUCUUGGCCAAACCACAAGAUGUUGCCUGACGGUCUUGUUUGUAACUCAAUGAACAUAAUAAAAGCUAUUUUAUACAAAGUGUUUUGAGAACUUAAUAUGUGGCUUUAUGUUCUUGAUAAGAAUUUUUUUUUUGUUUUUGUUUACAGAAGAGAGACAUUAUUAACAAAGUACAACUGUGUAAAGCCACAAAUCAUUAUUCGAUAAAUCGGCAAUAGUAGAGGCAUGGCUCAUUUUCUAUUAGCCAUUCAGAAGUGGUGAGUAAUUAAGUCCUGGC